Lottia gigantea (owl limpet) is the source of this 1092-nucleotide messenger RNA. RefSeq lists its product as hypothetical. Lineage: Eukaryota; Metazoa; Mollusca; Gastropoda; Lottiidae. The transcript is spliced from 9 exons. The record is from RefSeq and is a predicted model, not a curated record. Gene Ontology annotation, molecular function: protein binding. The annotation marks the transcript as partial.
AUGUGUAGAAAGAAUAGUCAAGUGUCUUUAAAUCAGGAUGGUGCUGUGUUGACUAUUUUAAUAUGUUUAUGUAAUGUCCGCCUAAUUUCUAUUGUAUAUUCAUGUAAAUGUAAAGCUCAGGACUCUAUGCUACUGUUAUUGUAUAUUGUUAAUUCUCUACAGAGCUUGUUAAAGACAAUAAUGGAAUUAUUACAGACAGUACUAAUUCUUAUUCUCUCAUUAGAGAUCUGGCUUGUUUACAGCUCUCUAAAACAAUUUGAUGCUAAGAAAGGAACUGGGAAGAAGAGCACAGUUAGAGGAAAAACAAAAGCUGAAAAAGAAAAAGAAAAGAAAAAAAAUCAAAAGGCUAAAGGUAAAGCCAAAAAACCUAAAGAAAAGACAGAAAGGAAGAAAGGUCCUGACCGAAAGUUAAAACCAAAUCCUAAAAUCAAAGUGUUGGAAAAAGACCCCUUCUUUGAGACAAAAGAAAAAGUACCAUUUGUUUCAAUACCAAUACAGAGUAAAUUGGUUAUAAGAGCAGCAAUAUUAGAUAAUGUAUCUAUGUUAAAAGAUUUAUUAGCAGAUCCUAAUGUUUAUAAGGUGAAUUAUAAGCGAAGUAAAGAAAAUAGGAAUACAGCGUUAGAUUAUGCUAUUAGAAAUGGUAAUAAAAAUAUAAUAGAAUUAUUGGUAGAAGAUAUAAUAUGUAGUAAGAAAAGAAAAGUAAACACCCCUCCCACACCAUUACUACAUAGUAUUGAUACUGGAACUUAUAAUCCUGUCAAUUUAGGAGUAAGAAAUGUGCGUAAAUUGAAUGUAAGUCGAGGUAGUCGUGAGGGGAAUGACGCCUUUAAAGAUGAUGGAGAGUACAAUCCUGGUGUAGAGGAAUAUUGUUUUCUACCAAUACAAUAUGGUUGUGAUUGGUCUGUUGUUGACAAUGUCAUGGCCUCUGUUAUAAAACAUAGUAGUGGAUCUUAUGAUAAAGAGCAUAUGAUUGGUCAUUUAAUAGAUGAUAUCAAUAAAGUAGUUAUAUUAGGACAUCGUAAGUUAGCAGCUAGACUAGUAGAAGAAGCUGAAAAGAGAGGUGGUUUUGGUUUUAAUUUCCUCCAUAAAGAA